UUUCAGUCAUUCCAAAAUCUAUGUAAAGUGGAUUGCAUCGAAUCAGCAACAAAAUGGCAGCAACCAGCCAGGUUUCUAGCUUGUUGGACCUGAUAAUGAGUCUUCUGGACACAGCAACCACCUACCAACACCAAGAAAGUGUGAAAAAUGAAGUAGCAGAAUCAUUGAAAACAAUAGGAUCACAUCAACCAAAUGUUCUAUUAACUGCGUGUCAUCAAUAUUUAUUACAGAAUCCCAAGCUCGGUGCGUUCAAACGGGCGUUUGUUCUUCAAACAAUUUCAAUAUGCGUAGAUAAUUGUGAAGUAGUUUCGAAAUUAGAUGAACAAAUAAUAAUGUUGAUCAUAAAUCUUGCAACUCAAGAAAUGAACAUGACAAAAGAUACUGACGUUGAAUGGGCAGAAUCUUCGAUGGAAGUUCUUGUUACUCUGGCAAAGAAUACACGAUUUGUUAGCCACGUCAUCGAUGCAAUUCUACAGAAAUUUCCACCUGGACAAACGACAAGUCCUCAUCGAUAUAUAGUGUUAACUAUGGCUACGAUUGCAGUUCAUAAUCCAUUCGGUUUGGUUCCAUUUCUAACCGAUAUUCUUUCCCGAACAGUUCCUCUUCUACAACACGUGAAAACGGAUCCGUUAAGAUGUGCAUGGGCUCGAGCUAUUUGCUCAUUCUGUGAAGCAGUCAGAGAAUGUGAAACAGAAAGGCCAAAAGAAGCAUCAGAGGAAUAUAUUGGUGAUCAUUCACGUCCAAAUUCAGCAUCAGGGCAUUGUCAAGAAGUAUCGAAUAGAGCCACUUAUUCCGAUCAAACCGAAGCAGUUUAUGAUGUGAUUUUUAGUUGGAUUUAUAGCAAAGAUCCCAAGACACGUGGAGAAGCUGCAGAAUGUGUUGGUGAAUUGUGUCUAAUGAUAAAACAAACUCGCCUGGUUGAAGAUGUUAAGAAAAUUGUGACAAAUAUGAUACCUUUAUAUCGAAAAUCAUAUAACGAAUCGCACAUGAUCACUCAAGGAAUUUGUCGAUUUUUAGAAGCUGCAUGUGUCGAUGAAACAUGCCCAUUGGAACCAUAUCUUGAAGAUAUUCUUAAUGCACUUUUCCCAAAUGCUUGUCUCGAUCCAGAUGAUACUACAGUAACCCUUAGUACUCAAGCAAUCAAGAAUCAUUCCGAAGCUUUUCGAUGUUUUGAUGUUGCUGCUACUAGAUUUGCUGAUCGAAUUGUAUACUAUCUUCUACAUAAAAUGCAAAACGUUGCGGAUUCUCAAAAACUUGGUGCUAUAAACGUUUUGAGACAUCUUCUGAAUGCUACUGGGCAGCAUAUGGAAGAUAAGAGAUCUCUAUUGACAAUGGGAUUGAAGAAACUUCUUGCUGCUGAAAACACUACUAGUAUUCGAGUCAAACGAGCAAUAGUUCAACUUUGUGUCGCUCUUGCUGAUCAUUCAUACGUGGAUGCAGAAGGUGGAGACUAUGUAAUUGCAUUUCUUGUAAGAAAUCUUGUUGGACCAACUGAACAAGAAUCCGCAGCCAAGAAAGUUGAAGUUGAUGUUGCUGGGUUAAAUCAACUACGAACACAAUGUGCACAGGCUCUCUAUACAAUUGCAAAUACAUGUGUUUGUGCGACAAAACUUUUAUGGCCAUAUCUACUUGAAUUUAUAUGCUGUGAAAGGUAUACACCAGUUGUUGGAGAUUUGUGCAAGUGUUUGAGAACAUUAGUUAGUCGAGAAGUUGAAGCUGGACGCAAGAUGGACUAUGUUACAGGAUUUGAUAAUCCUAAAGUUGCUGGUCGUCAUGCAGUUUUUGCACGUCUUUUCACAUCUUUUUGCAAUGCUCCAUUAAAUGGGCUACUCACAAGACGAGCUAGAGAAGCUGGUGGUCUCAUUCAGGCAGUUGCACCAUGGUUCCACCCUUCGAUGGAAGGACCAGCAGCUAGAUGGAGUGAAAAGUUGGAACCUUUGCUGGAUGAAUUAUCUACAACUGUAUCAUCCGGUGAUUCUGCACCUGCUGAACUUCGUGGUCGAAAGAUUGCCAGAUGGCAUGAAGCAUGUCUUGAUUGGCUCUCAGCAUGUGUGGCAGUUGUCCCAGAAGGAGAUUGGAGACAAGAUUUGGCUGCUGCGAUGGGAAAACAAUUGGAUAUGUACAAGGAAUUGAGCGAUGAAAAAUCAUUUUUAUUAAGAUGUCUUGGAGUUACCCUUGCACGGAUCACCGCGAAACAAUUUGUAAUAGAUCAUAUGAUGCUCAUGUUCAAAUCAGCAUCUCAUUCCGUGUUGACUGAAAGACAAGGAUGUGCACGUGGAGUUGGAUCUAUAGCUACUUCACACAUGGAUUUGAUUCUUAUCGAGCUUGAAAAUGUUAGCAAAUGGGAGCAUGCAAGGAAAAGUAGCGGAAUAUUUGGUUUCAUCAAAGACACAAUGCCAAUUCGACAGUAUCCAGAUAUUGAAAUGAUUCAUCUUCGAGCAACUCUGAUGCUGUGUUAUGGACAUGUUGUGAUGGCUUGUAGUUUGGAUACAAUUACCCAGAGACUACAAAAUACAAUUAUUGUGUUCCUUCGAAAUUAUUUCGCCAAUUCGAAACAAGAGACUGUUGUACGAGAAGCUAUGUUGGAGACAAUGCGAUUGAUUGCUACUGCAGUACAUCCAUCAAGAAUCGGAGGAGAAUGGAAGUUUGAGGCAAGAAAUGAAUUGUUAGCGUAUGCAAAGGAUUAUUUGAAUGGGGAAACACCGGAAUGGUUGACGAGUUCGUUGAGAUUGUUAGCUUGUAAAACGACAGCGGCAUUAGUACAACUUGAACCUCCAUUGUCUCCAGCUGAUAUUGAAGAUAUUGGAACUGUUCUAACUAGACAAAUCCUUCCAAUGCAAAGAGAGAAAAGUGGCUUGAAAACUCUCGCUUUCGAUAUUUUCGACUAUGCUUCCUCUUCAGUAUUCUCAACAUUCAGUGGAUCAAGCAGUUCUCAUACAAAUAUUUACAUGACACCUCCAUUAACUGCCAACUCAGUUGCCGAGGGACCAAAUGGAACACCGAUACAUCAGAGACAUCGAGGAAUUGGUGGAAAGAUGGAAGAUGACGAAUCUGCUACAAUUAUGGACGCAACAAUGCAUCAAUAUGGUCUCGCAUUAGAACAAAUUGUUAGAAUGGCUCCAACCACUCAAACUAUUAUGAUCCUUCUCAAAAUCCUCCUCCCAUAUUAUGGAAAGCAAGCUGAUCAUGAAAGAAUUCGAGCAGUCGAUAUGACAGUCCUGGUUCUACGUGUUUAUUAUGAAUGUGCAGAGGACAUAUCAUUGGGGCAUGCUUCAGAUUUUGAGCCAUUGAGCUCACUUCUCGGACGUCUGGCUCCACGUCUUAUUGAUCUUCUUGCUCAUGUUCGACUUCAAGCCUUAUCAGCAAUUCAUUGGACACUACGACUUGCCUAUAUGCACAAAGGACAUGGAAGAGAUGCUGAUCAAAGUCUAUUUUCUUAUUCUGGAUUUGUUGAGAAAUAUUUGACAAGUGGAGAUGUAAAAUUAGAAGGACAGAAGGAAAAAUUGGCAAUUGAAGCAAUUGCUCAAAUUAUAGAAUAUCGACUUCCUCAGUCUCAAAUGCAAAUCUAUUUGUCAGCAAUAUUUGAAAUGCUGACAGAUCGACAAAGUCACGUGAGUUCUGCGGCAGCUCAACUUCUCACCUACGCAGUAAUGGCAAGAGGAGCAACACUCAACGCUGAAGCCGAGAUUCUUGUGACAAAAAUGGUUGAGAAACUGGCAGAUAUACAUCAUUGCGUACAAACUAACACUGAUGUCCUUGCUGCACUUGUUGCGUUCGCUGUACAUCAACAGCAAGCUGUAUGUGAUGUUCUUUUCAAGCAACCACUUCCAUAUUCGAUUAACAUCACGGACGCUUGGGAAUGUCUUUCUCGGGAUAAACUUCUAUUUGCUGUAAUCCUCGAUCAUCUCACUGAACUUCUUGGUGCAAGUCUUGAUCAACCCUUUGAACUGAUGGAUUCUGGUGGAGGUGUUUCUGCGAAGGUUGUCAACGUGGAACCAUGCACUUACGUCGCAGUUUUGGCUGAAGUCGUUAAAAACGGAGAACCAGAAUCGGCACUGAUGGAACGUCUUCCAUUAAUUCUCACUCUUCUCAUUCACUUUAUUUGUUCAGUCUCGGACACUCAAUUUCCAGUAAUGCAGAAAGAAGGUUCAAAGAAUCCACUGAUUAUUACACCCGAUCUUCGGAGAGCUGCUGAAAAGCCAGCAGGAAUGGCUGUUGCUGCUAUCAAGAACCUGCUGAACCGAACGAGAUCUAAUAUGGUAAUUGAGGAUAUGAAUCAAGCGAGAGCAUGGACUGACUGUCUUGACAAGGAUUCUUUUAUUCAAGCAAUCACUGUUUUUAUUCGAUCUCUAGUUGAACAACGUCCUGCGUGGGUUUCCCCACUUGCAAAGACGAUGGAAGAAUAUGCGAAUAGUGAAAGUGAACCACGUCGGCUUGCUGCAGUUAUCAUUGCAGCAUCGUUGAUACGUCGAAGUACUUCUGAAAAUGGAGAAUUCAAUGAACAACUUCUGGUCAAAUGUAUACGUCGUCUCGAAGAUUCUUUGACAGAUCCAAGCCUUCGAAUCCGUAAGCUGUGUGUGAAGGGUCUUGGAGAAUUAUCUGAAUGUUCUUCAACUGAUGUUAUAUCAAGAUUUGUGCAUAUGGCUGUAGAAGCAGCGAUGUCUGGAUUAGAUGAUCAUGGAGAUCGUAAGGAUACUGUAGCUAUUGAAUCCAUAAUGGCAUUGAAUAAGCUUGUCCAGUUAACUAACAAUGAUCAGUUAAAAUCAAUACUUCCACUUGUUCUACUCAAGAUUCGACCAUGUUUUGAGAAAGAUUCCCACACUCUGCGAGCAGCAUCAUUCAGUUUAUUUGGAGAGCUUGGAUCCAGAGUUGGUGAGAACAGUGAAGAAUUCAGAGGUCACCUACAUACAAAUAUUGUCUCACUUCUACUUCACUUGAAUGAUGAUUUCGAAGAAGUUCGACAGAACUGUGCUAACUCGAUAUAUCGGCUUCAUGGCCUGCUCACAUCCCCGAAUGCAUCAAUAUGUAUUGAACGUGAAUUGAAGGAUGGAAAACAACCGGCCAGCUAUAAUCUAUUCAUCAAGGAUUUCGCUUCAAUUUUGGCCAACUCAUUUCCUGAUCGGAUCAAUCAAUAUGCUCUCGCCACUUCCAAUUAUUUCAAAAGUUCAAGUGCCAGAAUACGGUGUAAUGCGGCACAUCUUACUGGAUGUCUUUUGGAUGGACUCACUGCUCCACUCAGAGCUACAAUCAGUCGAGAGCUUGUAUUCACUGGACUCGUGGCUCUUCUAAAAGAUUCUGAGGAUGUUAAUGUUAGGAUUUCAGCAACUCGAGCUAUUGCAAAUUUACACGAUUUUCAUUAAUUGUUGUUUUUUCUUUAAUUGUUCCCUUGAAGUUUUUUUUUGUAAAUAGGUGCCUAUUCCCCCUUCCCUUAUCACUUAUCUGUGAUUGUGGUGCUUUUCAUCCCUGCUUUUGAUUGGGUAUUUUUUGUUGUUUUAUUUUGACAUCGAACACAUUUUCCCCCGGUUAAGAUAUAUUUUCUCUAGUCCCUUUAUAAGUGCCCUGAAACUUUUGAUUCUAAAUCUUUGCUGAGUUUCAAAUCCACAAUUCCAGAGGCCAAACGUUUAUUUUCGGGACCAUGUCCUUUCCUUUCCAUCUAUAAGGGUUUGCAUCACUUUUCUUGAUUUUUUGUUACUUUUUCUUGCAUUUUGUAUCAAUUUGAUGUUUCCUUUUAAUGG
Molecule: messenger RNA, 5735 nt
Organism: Caenorhabditis elegans
Lineage: Eukaryota; Metazoa; Nematoda; Chromadorea; Rhabditida; Rhabditidae
Gene: hpo-27
Product: Maestro heat-like repeat-containing protein family member 1 homolog
Exons: 15
Coding region: 54-5360 (1768 amino acids)
Cellular component (GO): lysosomal membrane; cytoplasm
Source: RefSeq, marked reviewed